Molecule: messenger RNA, 2400 nt
Organism: Pipistrellus nathusii (Nathusius's pipistrelle)
Lineage: Eukaryota; Metazoa; Chordata; Mammalia; Chiroptera; Vespertilionidae
Source: the annotation of a GenBank genome assembly
AUGGUUGCUUUGUCAAUGGUUCUUGUUUUCCUGCUGAUUCUGAGCAGAAGUAAGAGUGAAUUGGACGUGAAGAUCUCACCCCCAGGGGAGGCCACAGAAUGGGGUGAUCCUGAUCUGUCCCUGCUGGGAUCCUGCCAGCCAGCCCCAUCCUGCAAGAAGUGCAUCCUCUCACAUCCAAGCUGUGCAUGGUGCAAGCAACUGAACUUCACAGCGUCCGGGGAGGCGGAGGAGCGGCGCUGCGCCUCGCGGGAGGAGCUGCUGGCCCGGGGUUGCCCCCCAGGGGAGCUGGAGGAGCCCCGCGGCCAGCAGGAGGUGCUGCAGGACCAGCCGCUCAGCCAGGGCUCCCGGGGCGGUGAGGGGGCCACUCAGCUGGCGCCGCAGCGGGUGCGGGUCGCGCUGCGCCCCGGGGAGCCUCAGCAGCUGCAGGUCCGCUUCCUCCGCGCCGAGGGGUACCCUGUGGACCUGUACUACCUGAUGGACCUGAGCUACUCCAUGAAGGACGACCUGGAGUUCGUGCGCCAGCUCGGGCACGCCCUGCUGGUGCGGCUGCAGGAGGUCACCCAGUCUGUGCGCAUCGGCUUCGGCUCCUUUGUGGACAAAACGGUCCUGCCCUUCGUGAGCACAGUGCCCUCCAAGCUUCGCCAUCCCUGCCCCACCCGCCUGGAGCGCUGCCAGCCCCCCUUCAGCUUUCAUCACGUGCUGUCCCUGACGGGGGACGCGAAGGCCUUCGAGCGGGAGGUGGGGCGCCAGAGUGUGUCUGGCAACCUGGACUCCCCGGAAGGUGGCUUCGAUGCCAUUUUACAGGCAGCACUCUGCCAGGAGCAGAUUGGCUGGAGAAAUGUGUCUCGGCUGCUGGUGUUCACUUCAGAUGACACGUUCCACACAGCUGGGGAUGGAAAGUUGGGUGGCAUUUUCAUGCCCAGUGAUGGGCACUGCCACUUGGACAGCAAUGGCCUCUACAGUCGAAGCCCAGAGUUUGACUACCCCUCCGUGGGCCAGGUAGCCCAAGCUCUCUCUGCAGCAAACAUCCAGCCCAUUUUUGCUGUCACCAGUGCCACACUGCCCGUCUACCAGGAGCUGAGUAAGCUGAUCCCUAAGUCCGCAGUGGGGGAGCUGAGUGAGAACUCCAGCAACGUGGUACAGCUCAUCAUGGACGCUUAUAAUAGUCUGUCAUCCACUGUGACCCUCGAACACUCUCCACUCCCUCCGGGGGUCCACAUCUCUUACCAAUCUCAGUGUGGGGGUCAUGAGAAGAGGGCUGGUGAGCCUGGGGACCGGGGCCAGUGCAACCAUGUCCGAAUCAACCAGACGGUAAAUUUUUUGGUUACUUUCCAAGCUACCCGGUGUCUCUCAGAGCCCCAUCUUCUGAGGUUCCGAGCUCUUGGCUUCUCAGAGGAGCUGACUGUGGAGUUGCACACACUGUGUGAUUGCAACUGCAAUGACACCCAGCUCCAAGCGCCCCACUGCAGUGACGGCCAUGGGCACCUACAAUGCGGGGUGUGCAGCUGUAACCCAGGUCGCCUCGGUCGACUCUGUGAGUGCUCUGAGGCUGAGCUGUCCUCCCCAGAUCUGGAAUCUGGGUGCCGGGGCCCCAAUGGGACAGGGCCCCUGUGCAGUGGGAAAGGACGAUGCCAGUGUGGACGCUGCAGCUGCACUGGACAGAGCUCUGGGCGCCUGUGCGAGUGUGAUGAUGCCAGCUGUGAGCGACAUGAGGGCAUCCUCUGUGGAGGCUUUGGCCUCUGCCAAUGUGGCGUGUGUCACUGUCACGCCAAUCGCACGGGCAGAGCGUGUGAGUGCAGUGGGGACACGGAUGGCUGUGUCAGUCCCGAGGGAAGGUUCUGCAGUGGGCAUGGACAUUGCAAAUGCAACCGCUGCCAGUGCUUGGACGGCUACUUCGGUGCCCUAUGUGAUCAGUGCCCAGGCUGCAAGACACCAUGCGAGAGACACAGGGACUGUGCAGAGUGUGGGGCCUUUGGGACCGGUCUCCUGGCCACCAAUUGCAGCAUGGCUUGUGCCCAUGCCAACGUGACUCUGGCUUUGGCCCCUGUGCUGGAUGAUGGCUGGUGCAAAGAGAGGACCCUGGACAACCAGCUGUUCUUCUUCCUGGUGGAGGAGGAAACCGGAGGCAGGGUCAUGCUGAGAGUGAGACCCCAAGAGAAGGGAGCAGAUCACACCCAGGCCAUCGUGCUAGGCUGUGUGGGGGGCAUUGUGGCAGUAGGACUGGUGCUGGUCCUGGCCUACCGGCUCUCAGUGGAAAUCUAUGACCGCCGAGAAUACAUUCGCUUUGAGAAGGAGCGGCAGCAGCUCAACUGGAAGCAGGAGAGAAAUCCUCUCUACAAAAGCGCCAUCACGACCACCAUCAACCCCCGCUUCCAAGCUCCAGAAAGCCCUCCUCUCUGA